CCUACAGCCGUCACCCGGGCAGAGGGUGUGGCUGGCCGCGAUCGGGAGCUGUUCUCAUAAACGAGGAAUGUCUUAUAGCGGCGUUUAAAAUGUUUGACAGUAUGGUGGUGAAAAUGCUUAUGUUGUCAUUAAUUAGCUUCUUGUUGCUGCUGUGAUAGAAUUCGCGUGGAAGCUUCAUGGCCGCUGUUAGCUUGACUUUUAGCACUUUAGCCUAAACAACUGAGCCACGGGACACGGAUUUGUACACACCUUAGUAAUAAUAUGGUCGACUUGUUCCACAUUAACGUCAACUUGUUUGUCAGGCACGUCUUCAAAGUCGCCACAGCACUUAGCUGCCGCAGUUAGCAUGGAGGCUAACUCGUCAAUUUGCUUUAGCUGUUGAAGAAAACAAAAGUUCUUAAGGUUUUAAUGGGACGGGUUUUAUGAUUAUGGAUAUCUAACACUAAAAACGUAGCAGAAAAUGUGUGGUUCACAUAUAAAAUGGAGGUUUCAAACAUGAAUAUAGCACAAUUUUAACUGUUACUGUAUCAUAGAGCAUAUUAUAGAUAUCCAAUUUACAAACAGCUUUUUAGUGUACUGAAAUACAGCAUUUAACACUACUUGCAAGAGGUAGGCGAUACUGCAAAUGAUGGUGUCGAUCCGCUUCCAAGUAAAUAUAAGGCCAGUAUUGCCAAUACUGAUAUACAGAAUUUUUUCAAGAUCGUUGGAUGACUUUGUGAUUUUGCCUUGUUUCUUUAUCAUGGUUAUACGGUGGCCGACGUGGGCAAAUGCCAUCAUCCAAACGCUUCAAAUAGAAUUGAUCCAAAAACACACAAACACCAUCAAACAAAUACAGCGGGAAAAUACUGCAGUGACAUAAACGGUGCAGGAUCAAAAACAAAUGCAAAAGAAAAAUGCUGCAAAUGCCAAACGCACACACAAACUCCCAAAACAACUCCAUGAGGGAAAUGCUGCAAGUUCAGUACCAAAACAGGAAGUUAGCCAGUUACCAGGAGUGCUACACAUGAGGGAUAUUGGUCUUUAAACACUUAAGACCUAAUAUCUUACAGUAUUUGAGAACAACCAAUUUUUAAGAGUUUAACAAAUGUACCUUUUGGUACCAUUGGGUCUUCAUAUGUGGAAGGUUCAUUGGAAGGUCCCAAACAUCACAAUAGCAGUAAAACAUCAGCUGAAGCAUGCUCUUGGCCCAGAUAAACCGGGACUCCCAGGGAAUGACGGAGUUUCACGAUGCUGACGGGCAGCCGGUCACGCUGUGUCUGACCGAGGCGGUGGCAGUGGCGGAUGGUGAUCAGAUGGAUACCAUGGACACAGUGAGCCUGCAGGCGGUCACUCUGGCGGAUGGCUCCACCGCCUACAUCCAACACGACUCCAAGCCGGCCUUCUCCGACGCGCAGAUUAUGGAUGGCCAGGUGAUCCAACUGGAGGACGGCUCGGCCGCCUACGUCCAGCAUGUGUCCAUGCCCAAAACAGGGGGGGAGAGUUUACAGCUGGAAGAUGGACAAGCAGUUCAGCUGGAAGAUGGAACAACAGCCUUCAUUCACACACCCAAAGAAACUUACGACCAAGGCAGCCUGCAGGAGGUGCAGCUGGAGGACGGCAGCACAGCCUACAUCCAGCACACAGUGCACAUGCCUCAGCCCAACACCAUCCUGGCCAUCCAGGCUGACGGCACCAUCGCCGACCUACAGGCCGAGGCCGCUGCCAUCGACCCCGAGACUAUUAGUGUGCUGGAGCAGUAUACCACCAAAGUGGAGAACAUUGAGAACCCGUUGGUUCCCUUUGGCAGAGUGGAAGCAGACAACGGUGUGCACAUGCGGAUUGUAUUACAGGGUCAGGAGAACAGGACAGCCAGGGUUGCUAAUGUCGGCGAGAAGUCGUUCCGCUGUGAACAUGACGGCUGUGGAAAGUUGUAUACCACUGCCCAUCAUCUCAAGGUACACGAGCGUUCCCACACUGGAGACAAACCAUACGUGUGUGACUAUCCAGGAUGUGGCAAGAAGUUUGCAACGGGGUAUGGACUAAAGAGUCAUUCGCGCACACACACUGGGGAGAAGCCUUACAGAUGUCAGGAGAUCAACUGCUGCAAGUCCUUCAAAACCUCUGGAGACCUUCAGAAGCACACGCGCACACACACAGGAGAAAAGCCGUUCAAGUGUCCGGUAGAAGGAUGCGGCAGGUCCUUCACCACCUCCAAUAUCCGCAAAGUUCACAUCCGCACGCACACGGGAGAGCGGCCAUACUACUGCUCUGAGCCUAGCUGUGGGCGCUCCUUCGCCAGCGCCACAAACUACAAGAACCAUAUGAGGAUCCACACAGGGGAGAAACCGUACGUGUGUACUGUGCCUGGCUGUGAAAAGCGCUUCACAGAAUACUCCAGCCUUUACAAACACCAUGUGGUCCACACACCAUGCAAGCCUUACAACUGUAACCACUGCGGGAAGACCUACAAGCAGAUCUCCACCCUGGCCAUGCACAAGCGGACGGCGCACAACGAUACGGAGCCUAUCGAAGAGGAGCAGGAAGCCUACUUUGAACCGCCCACAGAUGCCAUUGAUGACCCCAAUGUGAGCUACACCACAACUGUGGUCGAGGGAGAGGACUCCGGCUCCGAGCAGGUUCCAGUGGAGAACUCAGAUGUGGUUGGUCAGCAGCAUGUUGCCUUGGUAACACAGGCGGAUGGAACGCAACAGCAGGUCAGUAUCUCUGAAGCUGACUUACAAGCCAUGGGGGGCACAAUCACCAUGGUAACCCAAGAAGGCACCACCAUAACUAUCCCAACCCACGAACUGACAACGCAAGGUGCUCAGGUGGCCAUCAUGACACCCGGCAUGACUUCGUUUGAAACCGUGGAGGAGGCUGCCUACAGCCAAGACACUGAAGACCUCCACCCCGUCACCUUGUUGGCCACCUCCAAUGGCACUCACAUCGCUGUGCAGCUCAGUGAUCAGCCUUCGUUGGAGGAAGCCAUCAGGAUAGCUUCAAGAAUCCAGCAAGGAGAGUCGCCUGGCCUGGAUGAUUGACGAGACACAUCUCGGAUCAUGACUUAAAUCAACUAAAGAGAACUUACAAAGUCUUCCUUCUCUGCAAAAGAACUUCUGUUUUUAAGUGUACAUAGGAUUUUGAUAACUGGACUAUUUUGUCUUUCAACCAAACAGAUGGGAUGAGGGGACAAAUGCUUUCUCAUGAUCAUGCACAGUGCAGGGUACAGCUAAUGAUAUUUCUAAUAAAAAAAAAUAACAAU
Dunckerocampus dactyliophorus (ringed pipefish) is the source of this 3241-nucleotide messenger RNA. It is a transcript of the gene znf143b, whose product is annotated as zinc finger protein 143b. Gene Ontology annotation, cellular component: transcription regulator complex; PcG protein complex. Lineage: Eukaryota; Metazoa; Chordata; Actinopteri; Syngnathiformes; Syngnathidae. The transcript is spliced from 15 exons. Gene Ontology annotation, molecular function: DNA-binding transcription factor activity, RNA polymerase II-specific; RNA polymerase II cis-regulatory region sequence-specific DNA binding. Gene Ontology annotation, biological process: regulation of transcription by RNA polymerase II. The record is from RefSeq and is a predicted model, not a curated record. Bases 1176 to 3020 code for a protein of 614 amino acids.